Olea europaea var. sylvestris is the source of this 688-nucleotide messenger RNA. RefSeq names its product monofunctional riboflavin biosynthesis protein RIBA 2, chloroplastic-like. The record is from RefSeq and is a predicted model, not a curated record. Lineage: Eukaryota; Viridiplantae; Streptophyta; Magnoliopsida; Lamiales; Oleaceae. Gene Ontology annotation, cellular component: chloroplast. Gene Ontology annotation, biological process: riboflavin biosynthetic process. Gene Ontology annotation, molecular function: 3,4-dihydroxy-2-butanone-4-phosphate synthase activity. The transcript has 2 exons. Bases 116 to 661 code for a protein of 181 amino acids.
AUUAACCUUUCGUUUAUGCAGGGCUUCUAAAAAUAUUAGACUAUUCAACGGACUGCAUUAUGUAAAUCUAUAUUCUGUUAAUCGUUGGCCAUUAGAGUUCUUUGAUCAGCCGAUUAUGUGGGCUGGCUUCAGCAUCAAGGCUAAAGGCAGAAUUAAAUCCGCUUUGUCAUCAGGGGAAGGUGGCCUUCUCUCCAAUUCUAGUGGCAGUAAUAUUGCAAGUAACAAUAUCAUCAGCGAUUUGUCUGGGGGAGUCGAGGUACAACCCGAUUUGGUAGCUUUUGGAGCCCUUGCAGCGGAUAUGACUCCUACUACUAGUGGCUUCCCCAUAGAAAAUGACGAAUUUGAUUUGGACCUGCCGUCAGAAGGUUUCUCGUCUAUUCCAGAGGCCAUUGAAGAUAUUCGCAAAGGAAAAAUGGUUGUGGUAGUAGAUGAUGAGGAUAGAGAAAAUGAAGGGGAUCUGAUAAUGGCUGCAUCAAAAGUUACUCCGGAGGCUAUGGCUUUCAUUGUGAAACACGGGACUGGAAUUGUUUGUGCAAGUAUGAAAGAGGAAGACUUGGAGAGGUUGCAGCUUCCCUUGAUGGUCACUCAAAAGGAGAAUGAGGAAAAACUUUCUACUGCAUUCACCAUUUCGGUGGUAAGUUAUAAUUUUCCUGUCAGAUGAACUAUCAAAACUUGUUAUUAUUAUUAU